Molecule: messenger RNA, 897 nt
Organism: Spodoptera littoralis (African cotton leafworm)
Lineage: Eukaryota; Metazoa; Arthropoda; Insecta; Lepidoptera; Noctuidae
Source: the annotation of a GenBank genome assembly
AUGUCGAUAGAGUACGUACCGGUGAGUGAGGGGGAGCAGGACGAACCCAUUGAACUACCAACUGAGGAAGACGGCUCUUUGCUGCUUAGCACCGUAGCAGCACAAUUUGCCGGUGCCAGCGGACUCAAGUACCGUGCAGCGGGCAGACUGCGUGGCUUGCGUCUCGUUGAUGAACGCUUGUCGCCGCCGGCCGAAGGCUGGGGAGCGCACCGUUACUGGUGCGCCUUUCCUCGCGCCUCGCCCGAGCCUACUCCACGGCCUCGUUGCUCUGACCUUAUCGUACUUGGUUUACCCUGGAAGACAGGUGAAGAUGCUGUACGUGACUACUUCGCUGCGUUUGGCGAACUUCUCAUGGUUCAAGUGAAACGCGACGCCAAGACAGGGUUAUCCAAGGGUUUCGGUUUUAUCAAGUUCGCCGAGUACGAAUCACAGUUGCGAGCCCUGGGGCGACGCCACAUGAUUGAUGGACGCUGGUGUGACGUGCGUAUCCCCAACGGCAAGGACGGAGGAGCCAGUGCCCACCGGAAGGUAUUUGUGGGCCGCUGCACCGAAAGCCUGACAGCGGAAGACUUGCGCGAGUACUUUGGUACGUUUGGCCAGGUCACAGAUGUGUUUGUGCCGCGACCAUUCCGUGCUUUCAGCUUUGUCACGUUCCUGGAGCCUGAAGUGGCCCAGUCACUAUGUGGCCAAGACCACAUUAUUAAAGGCGUAUCAGUUAACAUCUCGACGGCGUCACCUAAACGGGAGCGAGGCGCGCGCGGCUCACAGCUUUUGGGCUGGGGGUUAGUGGAGGGCGGAGGGCGCGUGUUUAACUGGGCCGGAGACGCGUGGCCCCCUCAAACUGCCCCCGCACCGCCCGCGCCUCCGCUCGACAAGCCCUACCUCAAGUAUGAGUGA